CUCUUCUUACACUCCCUCCUCUUUCUCUUUCUCUUUCUCUUUCUCUCACACACUCUGCGCCUUUUAAAAUCUUCACGAAUCACCAAAAUCCCUUCACUCUCCCUCUUCCAACGCAACACAACCGUCUCUUUUUUUUCUCUCUUUCUUCUCUCAUGGCAGACAACCUAGACGACGGCGAGUUCUGGCUUCCGCCGCAGUUCCUCGCCGACGAUGACGUCCCGGUGACUCCCUUGCAGGGAAAGCGUCAGCCUUUGCAGCACGACGCCCUCUUGUUCCCUUCUGAGUUCCCGUACGGGUUCCCUUCCUCGGAACUUGCUUCUCCGGUUGAUUCCACCGCUGGUGGCUCCAGCGAGACUGAGAGCGACGAGGAGGAGCAGCUCGUUGCUGAGUUGUCUCUCCGUGUAGCUCGGUCCUCCCUCCAAACCGAUAACAAGUCUGUGGGUCGGUUUUUGUCCGGUUCACCACAAUCAACUCUUUGUGCUUUUGGAAGUGGUUGUGGUUGUGGCAAAGAGUCAAGCCAGGGCAGUCCUGAUGGUGUUUGUAAGAUGUCUUCUGCGAAAACCACUUGGGAUCUGCUGCAUGCGGCUGCAGGGGAAGUGGAAAGGAUGAGGUUAAGUCAAGAGGGCUUUUCUUUAAACCAACACAAUGGACACAUGGUUCCCCAAAGGAAGCCCUCCCCUAUUACCACCCUCUCACCGAAAACCGCUUCCACAACCACCCCUGAUGUCGGAUUCUACUCCCAUCAACCACUCUCUCAUCACCAGCAGUUGCAAAUAGCACAUUUUCAAUUGCUGAGGCAGCAACAGCUGGCAAAGCAACAGAACCCUGUGUGGAAUGUGCAGAAGCAAUGUGGAGGGGUAUACUCCCACAGGCAACAACAAAUGGUUGCCAACAGAGGGAGGAAUAUUGAAGUUAGUGGGAGGAACGUCAGGCCUUUGGGCUUGUCUGCGUCUGCAUGGCCUCCUCUGCAACAUGCGAAGCAACAAAAUCAGCAAUAUGGCUCUGGCAUGCGUGCUCUCUUUCUUGGAAACCCUUCUGGGAGAAGGGAAUGUGCUGGCACAGGGGUGUUUCUCCCUCGCCGAGUGGAUAGUCCUGCUGAACCACGAAAGAAGCCAGCCUGUUCAACUGUGCUGGUUCCAGCGAGAGUGGCGCAGGCCCUAAAUCUGAAUCUCGAUGAUAUGGUGGGGGGGCAGCCGCAGCAAAUGCAACGAUUUAACGCUGGUUCCAACUUGGAAAAUGGUGCAGCUGUUCCAAGGCUGAGGAGUAAUUAUGUUCUUUCUCAACAGAAACGCAACCUCAAGUCUCAGCCAGCAGUAUACCAUGAGUUCAGGCUGCCACAGGAGUGGACAUACUGAUUUGAUUAAUCUUUUGCUUGUUGGGGAGCGGAAUAUUUUGUUCUUUUGGUUUGUUUGGGGGUGGUGGUGAUGGUGAUUUAGGAAAACGUGGCAGGGGAGGAAAGGGGUUAGGAAUGGAAAAUGUAGUAGUCUUCUAUAGGAGAAUAGGUUUAUAGAAGAAGAAAUAGGUUUUUGUUGGCAAAUUGGGGAAAAAAAUGAAGUUAAAUGUAAAAGCAAAACUGUGUCUGGAAAAUAGUAGAUGGGUUUUAUUUAUUUGUUGUUUUGGCUUGGUCAUAGUUGUAGAGGGCUGAUAAUAAUAUUAGGAACCUCUGGAAAAAGCUAGCAAUGCAGCAGCAGUGCUGAAGGUUGCAGUGAUAUCAGUUACUUUUGUUCUUUUUGAUGGGCUUCGAAAGUCACAAGGCAAAGACAAAAACGGUGGAUGGGUCAAAUUUUACCCUUUUUUUUAUUUUGGUGUUUUAGGGUAAUAAACAAAGCAAUUUGGAAGGGCUGGACCAUAUUUCCAGAGGGAUUACGGCUCCUUCCAAUAGUUGUUGAUUCACAGUGGAAUCAUUUUGGGGAAUACUUGUCAGUAACAUCUGAUUCCAACCUGUCCACCCGCAUUACUUUACUAUAAAUAAUAAUGCAAGGAAUUUUCAUUA
Messenger RNA from Vigna angularis (adzuki bean), 1993 nucleotides. RefSeq lists its product as uncharacterized. The record is from RefSeq and is a predicted model, not a curated record. Lineage: Eukaryota; Viridiplantae; Streptophyta; Magnoliopsida; Fabales; Fabaceae. The transcript has 5 exons. The coding region runs from base 153 to 1355 and encodes 400 amino acids.